ACGGAACGGUACGGUAUUACGAAUAGUAAAUCAUACGACGUGUGCUUUUUAUGAGGGAAAAAUACGCGCGAACCAUCAAAAACAGAUUUACUGACGCAUAUUUGUGUAGUUCUUUCUUCAGGUAAAGAUGGAAUCAACUGACCUUGAUAUGGGUGAAAUAUUUGAUGAUAAUGAUAUAGAUGAGGAUAUUGGUGCCACUGGGGUUUUACCUGACCUUGAACCUACACAAUCACAGGACAAUGACGAAGAUGAGAAUGCUGAAGUAUUGGCCAGAUUGAAAGAUCUGUCAAAAGGUGCAGCCAAGAAAAUAGUGAGGAAACCUCAACCUAAAUUAGACCCAACAAGACUGACUGGAGAAAGAGGAAUACCAAUCUUACCUAACUUAUUUAAAGAUGUAAAAUUCAAGGGGAAAGGGCAUGAAUCACAUGACCUGGCCGUGUUGAUGAAGAAGAUGGAACAUUGGGCACAUCGUUUAUUUCCCAAGAUGCCGUUUGACGAGGUCGUAGAACGAGUCGAGAGAUUAGGCAGUAAGAAGGAAGUACAGACUUGUAUAAAGAAAAUAAGAUUAGAUAUGCCGAUAUUAACGGAGGAUUUUGUUGGCUCUGACCAGGAUAAUGAUGACGAUGAUGUAGUCAGACGUGGUGAUGAUGAUGUAGUUAGACAUAGUGAUGAUGAACCAGGGACCAGUGCUCAGGGUGAAGUACGAGCUGAGGACAUGUGGGACGAGUUACUGAAAGAGGAAGCUGAGAUAUCAGAGUCCCAGAUGGAGACAUUACCCAGCAAUACUGCACACACAACUUCUUCACAAGCUGAUUAUAUUGCCACAAAAAUCCCAACUACACCUGUACAUAAUGUAGAGAAAACAAAACCUGAUGGUAUGACUCCAGAAAUGUUGGAGAGAAUUGAGAGGAAUAAACAACUGGCUUUAGAAAAACGACUUAAGAAAAUGGGUCAUCUCACCCCAGGUUCUAAAUUGGGAAGUUCCCAAUUAUCUUCCCAGACACCUACAAAGAUGACAACUGUAAACAAUCUUACACCAAGUCCUGCACAAGAUAAACAAACUGAUGUAGAUAAUAGUAAAAAUAUCACCACAGCUGACUCUGUAAAGACAGAACAAGUUUCCAAGGUUACAACCGGAGAUAUCAACACUGAACUAUCUGCUGCUGCUGAUGAUGAUAAUGAGAUGUCAGAAGUUAUAGAGAAAGGUCCGAGUCAGAAUAUAAGUGUAAAGGGAGGGAUGAAAGAGGAUGCUCAACAUUGGCAUACAGGUGCCCCAGUACAGUCAAACUCUGGUAUACAGCUAGACACCGAGAACAUGGACACUGAAAAUACUGAGAUAAUUGAUGAUUGUAGUAAUUCUGUUCAAAUAUCUGAUCAAAAUGCUGAUAAAUGCUUGCAGAGAUUGAGCCAAAAUUCUACUGACUCACAAGCUAUGUCAGAGAUUAUUGAACCAGUAGAAAAUGAGACAAUUGUUCUGAAGGAAAAACCCAACAAUAUAACAAGUGGGAAAACAGACAGUAAACAAAUGAGUGUUACAAAUGAGAAAUUAGAUGUGACAAUGUCUGUAGAUAAGUUAAAUACUGACAGUAAGAUAGAUAAAGAGAAUAAAAUAAAAGAUCAAGUAGAUAUGACAGGUGAUCAUUGUAACAUGGAUCACUUUUGAGGAGGAUGAUCUGACAGAAGAACAAUUAAUGGAUACAUUGGAAAAUUGACAAUUCUUGUAUGUUUUAAAAUGACUAGUAUUUUAUUUCUUUUAGAUAAAUAUUUAAAAUAAAAAUACAUUUAUA
Ruditapes philippinarum (Manila clam) is the source of this 1787-nucleotide messenger RNA. RefSeq names its product probable serine/threonine-protein kinase kinX. NCBI's taxonomy places the organism in Eukaryota, Metazoa, Mollusca, Bivalvia, Venerida, Veneridae. Gene Ontology annotation, molecular function: DNA binding. Gene Ontology annotation, cellular component: nucleus; replication fork protection complex. The transcript is spliced from 8 exons. Gene Ontology annotation, biological process: DNA replication checkpoint signaling; DNA damage response; replication fork processing. The record is from RefSeq and is a predicted model, not a curated record. Bases 128 to 1663 code for a protein of 511 amino acids.